This is a messenger RNA of Rhipicephalus microplus (southern cattle tick), 5283 nucleotides long. RefSeq lists its product as uncharacterized. The record is from RefSeq and is a predicted model, not a curated record. Lineage: Eukaryota; Metazoa; Arthropoda; Arachnida; Ixodida; Ixodidae.
UGGCGCAACUGCACAACCACACUAGGUGUUCUGUGACCACACGAAAGUGCUAGCCGGAGAGCUAGCACUUUCGCUAACAGAACCGUUAGCUGGAGAGCUGACAGAACCGUACGAAAUAUCAACGCAAGAGCAGUCACGCCGCCAGUGCGAGCGUGUCCUAUCCUAUCCGAUCGCUUGUGAACGGACCUGAUCUGAUCGGACCAACAGCCGCAAGCUUCUACCAACUGGUAGUUGUUCUGUGCUUUACAGUUUGGGCGCCUGUCGUUGUGUCAAAGUGUGUUCGGUGAAUCUUUCCACGAUCAGGACAGCGGCGCUUCGCAACAAAAUGACGGCUGAAAAAGGUGAGGCGGUCGAGGGACUCGCGUCGGGUGACACAGCCGACACAGCCGCGAACGACAACGCGCCGUCUUACCCCGAACAAAUCGUGGCCCGGCUAACUAAGCGAGGCCUUGACUUCGAGCGAGCUUGCGAAUACGACGACAAGAACAACACGGCGUCCUGCUGGCUGCGUCACGAUCUGGACAGAUGGAGCCGAGUCUUGCACCCCGUGAGCCUCGAACUGGAGGAGACCAAACCGGGAGCGCUGGCGAUCCUCUCGACGCGGACUUGUCAGCGAGAGUACAGCGACGAGGACGAGCUGUACGACGGCGCGUACGUCUUCUGCUGGCUUCCGAAGGCGCAUCGGUGCGUGCAGCGCAUCAACCUGGAAACGUUCGAAGGCCUAGGAAUGGUGCUGUUCUACCGACCCGCGUUCACGCUGGCGUUGGCCCUAGGCCGGAGCGUCAACCUCCAACAGCUCGAGCUUGUGGGAGGCCACGAAACGCCCUUCAGCGAAGAGGAACUUUGCGAAGGACUGGAUGCCCUCGAGCGUCUCAGGAGCUUCAAGUUCGCCUCCUUGCCCAUAAGGCGUCCAUGUCACGAUGCCUGGCGAACCUGCUCACACGGAACGCCAGCCACCUCACGGCCGUUACGCUAUCCGACAAUCGCAUGUCGCAGAACACCUGCCAACCGUCUGCUGCGAGCGCUCCAGCGGUGUCGCGCUCUUCGAGAACUUUCCAUCGUGGAGAACAGCCUCACCAAGGGGAACGCGGACUCUGUAGCGAGGCUACUGAGGUUCUCGUACGCCUUGACCAAGCUCACGCUCGACCGGUGCCUGAGGAACGUCCCCAGCAUCUACCCAUUCGCCGAGGCCCUCAAGACCAGCACAAUUCCUCUGGAGCUCCACAUUAACCAAUGCGUGACGCGCUUCGAGUGCCUCUUCGAAGCGCUAGCGAACAACAGAGUCGCGCUAAAGCACUUGAACCUGAACGGUUGCAACAUCUACGGCAGCAACGCGGAGGCCCUCGGGGCGGCCCUGAAGCACAAUGUGUACCUGAAUAAGUUGGAACUGAACGGUGCUCACGUCGACAACCACGCCGUAGUAGCACUCGCUCGCGGUCUGGAAACGAACCGCGUUCUCGAAACGCUGGACUUGAGGAACAACGCGGUUUCGGCCGGCGCCGUCAGCACGUUCUGCAGAAUGCUGUGCAAGAACGAGACGCUGAAGAGUGUGAUGUUUUCAGAAGUACAAGGCUCGGAGCAAGAGAGAUUAACCCUGUCCUUUCAAAUGGCCCAAGACAAAGGCUACAGCCGCAUCCAGAUGCCCUGGGCCGAGCCAGACCUUCCCCCACUGUCUGCAGCCCUGGCGCUUGCUUCCGAGUCUCCAACAGAGCUCCACCUCAGGGACGCGAACGAUCUCACCGAAGACAGCAUUUGUGCACUGCUCGAAAACCUCGCCACAAAUGGCCACGUGAAAACUGUAAAAAUAGAGACAACGGUGGACCGCAGACGAAUUGCCACUGCCUUGUGCUCUGCACUCGCGUCCAAUCGAACGGUCCAGGAUCUCGAAGUCGGCAUAAGCAUCGACGCUUCUGACCAAGGGCUGUUUGGCAAGGUCGCCAAGGCACUCGCAACAAACCGCACGGUUACUCGGGUAUGCUUCAAAAGCUCCCAUAUAAGCUUGAGAUCACUCAAGUCCAUCGCCUACAUGCUGUCCAAGAACACGGCAGUCACCAGGCUGGAGCUGGGACUUUCUCAGUAUACGCCUACCAAGCGCCUCGCCAUUAUUUCGCGCGGCUUGUUGAAGAACCACUCUGUCGUGCACUUCACGCUAACCUGCCUGCCGCAUCCAAACCACGUCUCUUUCCGCGUCUUCAGUACGCUCCGACGAAACAUCAGUCUUCUGAACCUAGCGGUGAGCUUGCUUACGUGCCGGAGGCUGAACAGACAAGCCGCCGAGACGUUCGAGCUUCUAAGUGACAAUGCGUCGUUUGUUCCGUAUGUGAUGAAGGUGACAGAGAAGACCGAAGAGAGGGCAAGGUGGGCCGUCAAGUCGGCAAAAGUUUACAUUCAGGAACACUACUUCGAACUCACUGGCGUUGUGAAGGGAAAGCUGGAGUGCCACCCCGGCACGGGCACACAGAUUGACAGGCUCCACAGUGACUGCCUGUGCGCUAUUACUCAGUAUCUGAAACUGUCAGAUGUUGUUCUUGUAGCAGACGACAGCCCUGUUAGACUCCGUAAUAAACACAUUUAAUUUGCUGGUGCUUCACGUGUUUAUUCAUGCAUUGUGCAGAAACAAGCUCGUAUUACUGCUAACUAUCUUAUGAUGUACUUAUUGCUGGCACUAACUUACAAUAAGAUUGUCUUGACACUUGGUAAAUAAGGAGGUGCCACAUGCAUUGCAAGUCGUCUCUUUGACGGUGCUUUCCUAUAUAUACCAAAUGGUAGCUUUGCUUUUGGUAGCAUUGUUAAUUGUGCUGCCAUUGUUGUAAUAUAAUGCCACAGUAGCUUUCUCUUGAAAGUCAGCGUCAUGGUACCUAGCAGGUGGCCUUGACUUCAUUCCUCUAAAAGUUGUGGGCUUUGCCAGCUAUGAGAAAGCGAAGUCACUUAUACUUGUGAAAUAUGUGGUGCAGUGUAUCUGAGUGAAUCAUCUGUUCCAUGUAAAGGUGAUUGAGAACUGACUGCACAUAUGUAGGACAUGUUACUUUCAGCUGUCUGUCUAGUCAUCAGUAAUUGCUACAAGUGAUUAGUCAAAUAAAGUGAAAUGGCUGUGCAUUUUGGUAGUCACUUAAAGAGUUUGGUGUUGCUUAUCCAGUUGUAAAGUGCAGUACAACAACCCUGCCCUGCUUUUUUCGUGUCAGGAAACUACGCUUAACGCGCCAUUAAGGACGUUGUGUCGCUGUGAAAAUUGUGAUUACUGUGGCAAGGUAGCUAAGUUUCAUGGCAAAGCGUGCUAGCUUACGUGUUGUGCAGCCUUCUCAAAGAUGCGGCUUUGGUUCCCAAGGUGGCCAUAUUUCUGAGGGGGCAACAUUCGUAAAAACGAGCCACGUAGGUGCAUGUAUAGCUGUAUGUUAAAAAAAUUCCAGGUGGUAAAAGUUACUUGGACCCCCACUAUAGUUUGCCUAAUAAUUAUAUUGAGGUUUUGUCGCGUAAAACACCAGCACUUUUUUUGAUGGGCUCUAGCAGCACUGAAAUGCACUGUCUGUAGGCUCUGCCAGCUGACAGAAAUCAUAGCAAUACAACGACAGAGAGCUGUGAACUUGGGCAAUUUUGCAACUGACGUCAUGCUUUGUUGCCAUAAUCAUAAAAUUAUGCGCAUGAUGUCUUGAAUCUCAAAUGAGACUGAGUAAAGCCCUUGCAGGGGAUCUAAAGAGGCCCUGAAGGACGGCCGAUGUUCUGAGAUAAGAUUUCAGCAACAGCGAUUGCUUUGAAUGGCGUAGGCCGUCACUCUUCUAGCGAUUGAAGCAACUAGUAAUUGACACUUUUGCAAAAUCUUGAGUGCCUCCUAGCAUAUGCCUUGCAGACAUCUGUAAGUUGGCUUUCCCGCAAAAAUGUUUUACACACAAAACCUCUUGUUCUCAGACUGCUGUUCUUGCUUUGAGAGGGUUCACUCCUCUAUAUUCCUGUGAAUGUGUCCCAGCAGCUCCCAAGGCUUUCCAAGCAGUGCGGCAGAAAUUUCAAACGUCAUUGUACAUUGCCUUCUGUACAGAGAGGAAGGGGGGAAGGAAAGGCACGGAAUAACUGUGAAUGGGAAAAAUGGUUUUCCUUGCAGCUUGUAGUCGAGGCUGUUCAUGGGGAAAACAAUCAUGAGUGUGCCUUUGCAGUAGCUAUUUUGCAAACUGUCUAUUGCCCACCUUUCCUCAAUCAGCCAGUCAGUGUGCAUUGCAAGCGUUAUGGCCAUAUCUCCAUUAGUGAUGGUCUCAGAAUACGGCUUCAGUUCUGCAAUUAGACUGCCGACACAGUUCACUAAGCCCAAUGGGGAAACCUCUGCCCUUUCCCAACACAAGUAAGGGUAGUGUCAAGGUAGCAUAGGGAGAUGAGGUACACAUAAGCCGUAACAACUAACUACAUGAUGUAAUUUCUUUUCUACGAUCUUCCGCUUUAGUCAAACACUUAAAUUGAGGAUUUCUGGGGUUUUACAUGCCAAAAACACACACAAAAAAGGACAAGUUCCUCCUCAUGUGCCUCAAAAGUGCGCGGCCACCUUUGCUAUGAUAUAAACUCCUAGCGACAGGAACCACAUGCCAAUUGAGCACUGCCAACUAUUUUGCUCGCUUUUCAACCCACUGUGUGCUGAAUUACGACUAAUUUCUGCACUUUAUGGGAGCUUUUUAGCUAGCUCUGAUACCACACUGCAUUCACAAUAGUUUAUGAAAGGCGUUCAUCACCUUCUAGUCUGCAAAACCAGUAAAAAAAUGACCUGCCUUUUAUAUACAUGUCUGCUGCCUGUUUCAUUUUAAUCAUUUUAAUAUAUUUCAAUCUGGUGUGUUAUAAUUUACCAUACAGCUGAGUGCAUAACUGUGACCUUGCCCUCAUUUUGCCAUGAACUUUCAUUCCAUGUUUAUUCUGUGAUAUCCCCAAGAAGGGAACUAAGAUUCAUGUGGAGCUAUACUCAAUUAUCACUUGUAUGAAGCGUUAUUUUUACUUGCAUUUCAUUUUGUUUGUCAGCGAAUUACUGGUAGUAGAGCAUUGCGAGGAUUAAAUUUUUGAAGGGGUGGAGAUAGAAUCUUCCUGUAAAUACGUGCAUGCAAACAUUUCAACUGCUGGUAGUAUAGGGCAUUGCCAGGAUUUCAUUUUUCGAAGGGGUGGAGAUCAAACAGCUCCGUGUAAAUGUGCGCAUGCAUACAGUAAAUGUUGGUUGGUUGGUUGACCCUUGUUAAACUGGCGCGACCCACCUUCACGUAUUGUAGUCUCUCGUUGUGUGCCUAUGUGAAAAUAGAAUAAAUACUGUGUCUAUGUGAA